Messenger RNA from Diprion similis, 1630 nucleotides. RefSeq names its product thioredoxin domain-containing protein 17-like. Gene Ontology annotation, molecular function: protein-disulfide reductase [NAD(P)H] activity. Bases 55 to 498 code for a protein of 147 amino acids. The record is from RefSeq and is a predicted model, not a curated record. The transcript is spliced from 3 exons. Gene Ontology annotation, cellular component: cytosol. NCBI's taxonomy places the organism in Eukaryota, Metazoa, Arthropoda, Insecta, Hymenoptera, Diprionidae.
CAACCAAUUGCUUUUUUGUUACUGCUCAAUAGAUCCAAGAUCUUCCGACCUCGUAUGUUAUCUGCUACCAUAAGAACUAUCACGAGAUAUUCAUCAACGACACAAAAGUCGGCGAAAAUGGUUGUUCGCCAUCACGUUGAAGGUUAUGAAAAUUUUCAAAAAUUCAUGGAAGCUUUUCCCAAAGAUGACAUCGUUUACGUCUUAUUCAGUGGUAGUAAAUUACCCAAUGGUAGCAGCUGGUGUCCUGACUGCGUUGAAGCUGAACCAUCGAUUCAAAAAGGCUUAGAAGCAGCACCAGAAUCAUCUCAUUUUAUUUACGUCGAGGUUGGAGAUAGAUCCUUUUGGAAGGAUCUAAAAUGUCCGUUCCGAACGGAUAGUAAAACCAACUUGAAAGUUUUACCCACCUUGGCAAGAUGGGGAACUCAGAAACGAUUAGAGGGUGAUCAGUGUUUGGAUGUUGAACUUGUGGAAAUGUUGGUUACGGACGAAGAUGAAUAGAUAAUUAAGUAACGUAUACUCAAAAGUAUAUUGCACAGUGUAAUACGUGAUCUUGAUUUGUAAGCUCAUAAUUUUCCUUAUAUAUGUAAAAAACGACUUUAUUUAUAGAUUACUUGUCAGCUCAAGGCAGUGUGGUCAUAAAUGAUUCUUAUCUACUUGAGAAAAUUAGGAGGACAAAUAUUUCAAUCUAUAUCAAUCGCUUUUGAAUAGCCUUCACGUUAUGAAAAUAAUAUUUUUAUGAUGCGUUCAGUAACUUGGCUGUUAGAAAUGAAUGUAAAUAGCUGAUUCUAGACCAAAAUUUGAACCUGCGAUAUUUUACUUGCCAGCUGCCUGCCAUACUGAUUGAGCCAUACCAUUUUGAGUAACUUAAUAUAAUCAUUUAUUGAUAAGAGAGACCUUUUUACAGCGUAAGAUUUAAAAUUAAUCACAGUUCACCGUAAUAAGCAAAAGUAUCUAUAAAGGGUUCCGAAAAUUAAUAACAAUUGUAAAAUUUUUAAUACUAAUAAAUGAGAAUAUAUAUGUAUAGAUACAUAAAAAUGAAUUAUUAUUUACAGCGUUUUUCAAUUACGUAGUCCUACACUCAUGAAUACAUGUUGCGUUAUGUGACAGCUGUAUGACGUUGACUAACUUCGUCAACUUAUAAUACAUGGUUCAAUUGUUGGACAAAGUCAGUGCCUCGGUAACUGUUGGCAAUGGAGGUGUAACCUGCACCAUAUAGUGGAUUUUUUUGUUUCUCAGUAUGCUGUAACUAUUGUCAAAUAUAACGGAAUCUGAAAUGGCAAAAAAGAGAAACAAUAAAAUUUCAGUAAUUUGAACAUAAAUAUACAGAAACACAAUUAUGAAUUUUUUCAAGCUUUCACUCAAUUUGUGACUCACAAGUGGCUGGGGCUUUACAAGUAAUUACUCCAAUUUCGUCCAUUUGAUGAGCAGGAACUCGAUGGAUUGGAAUAACUUCAGACUGUGUUCCCUCUUCAUUCUUCUCUAUAACUCCGAAUUUUAUAUCGUGACUUUCGGAUCUAAACUCCCAUCUGAAAAACAAAUAUUCAUAGUUAUUAAUUAUCGUGUAUGUUGCAGUUUCUGAAAUGCGGUAAUUCGAAAAAAAACUUCAGAACAGAUUUACAGCUAGAAUAUU